AUGGCAUUCAGGAUAGUGUGGCAGUCAAAGAUCGACAAACAGUGGCAUUAUCGCUACUACCAGUCCAACUGGCAGAACGCUUCUGGGAAUGCUCCUGGCGAAGGCAUCAAAGGGUUCCCGAUGGCUAUGUCUCUCUAUGCGCACUUGACCCACGGACAGUGGCCGGAGCCAAUCAACAAUCAGCACAUCAAAUUCUGGAAGACAGUCGAGUGGUGGGGCCAUGCAAACCUGCUCCGAGUGAAAGUUGACCGCCUUCGGCAGGUCAUUCGAGCUCAGGUUGUCAAUGAGCCUCUUCUUCCGUUGCCUCAACCAAACUUCGACCUUGGUGCGGUCGUGGAAGCAAUGGAAGACCACGGCUUCGAAAACGUCAAUGCAAAGUGGCAGUCACUGCAGUUCGAUUGGCUUACGGAUCCGCAGUGGUGGCCGGAUGGAAAGGCGGGCAAGCCCCAUGCUUCCGUGAAAAAGCGGACUGACUGUGACUUUCACCUCGUUAUGAAAGCAGUUAACAGCAACAUGAAGUGCGAGCGGGUUCCAAACCAGGACCGCUGCACUGACUGCGCGAAAAGGGGCAUCGUUUGCUCGUGGACAAAGGUACCAAAGCUGUUUGGUGUGCAAGGCUGGCAGAAAGCUGGCGACGAUCGUCUGGCCACCACAGAGACCCAGAGGUCGAUUAUGCUGCUAUGCCAGCUUCCAGCAGCCAAUGAACAGAAGAGACACGGCACUAUGGCAGACCCACACUUCGCCAAGAUUGGAAAGGACGAGGAGUAG
Messenger RNA from Saxophila tyrrhenica, 768 nucleotides. RefSeq lists its product as uncharacterized. NCBI's taxonomy places the organism in Eukaryota, Fungi, Ascomycota, Dothideomycetes, Mycosphaerellales, Extremaceae. Bases 1 to 768 code for a protein of 255 amino acids. The transcript has a single exon. The record is from RefSeq and is a predicted model, not a curated record.